CUGGAGGGCCGGGCUGCGCGCGGCGAGUAGGAAGCCCUCGCCCCGCGGAGGCUGCCGGCGAGAGCGCUAUGGGCCGAGGCGGUGGCCGCACGAUCCGCGGGGAUCCACGCCACGCGUGGCCCGGCCGGGCGCGCAAUUAGCAGCCGCCCCCGCAGCGCGCCGCCACCGCCUCCCGACCUCCUGGGCUGCGGCGGCGAGGAGCCCCAGCCGUCGUCUUGCGCGGGCUGCCGGCAUUGUCCUACCUCCCGACCCGCCGCCAGGGUUGUCGCCGCGGGGCCCCGGACCAGCGCCCCGAGAGCUCACCACCGCCCCCAGCCAGCGCGCGCGCCCGCGCCCGCGCCGGGUCCCGCGUGGUGAUCGCUGCGCCUUGCUCUUCUGGGCCGCCCUCUCCUGGGUUUUUCCUGCGGAGUGAGUAAGGGGAGCAGCCCGGUCUCCAAGCUCAGCUUUCUCAGGCGCGCAGCCCCGACGGGGCCGCGGCGGGCGUGGGGAGAGCGCUGACGGAGCCAUGAGAGAGUACAAAGUGGUGGUGCUGGGCUCGGGCGGCGUGGGCAAGUCCGCGCUCACCGUGCAGUUCGUGACGGGCUCCUUCAUCGAGAAGUACGACCCGACCAUCGAGGAUUUCUACCGCAAGGAGAUCGAGGUGGACUCCUCGCCGUCGGUGCUCGAGAUCCUGGACACAGCGGGCACCGAGCAGUUUGCAUCCAUGCGGGACCUGUACAUCAAGAACGGCCAGGGCUUCAUCCUCGUCUACAGCCUCGUGAACCAGCAGAGCUUCCAGGACAUCAAGCCCAUGCGGGACCAGAUCAUCCGCGUGAAGCGGUACGAGCGCGUGCCCAUGAUCCUGGUGGGGAACAAGGUGGACCUGGAGGGCGAGCGCGAGGUCUCCUACGGUGAGGGCAAGGCCCUGGCCGAGGAGUGGAGCUGCCCCUUCAUGGAGACAUCGGCCAAAAACAAAGCCUCGGUAGAUGAGCUGUUUGCCGAGAUCGUGCGGCAGAUGAACUAUGCGGCGCAGCCCAACGGCGACGAGGGCUGCUGCUCGGCCUGCGUGAUCCUCUGAGUGCCCGCGGCCGCCGAUCGCUGGCCAUGCUCUGUGCACAAAAGCCAAACGCGUCCGACUCUAAAUGUGAUUUCUGUUCUUGUUUUGAGAUUGAAGACGACUUUGCAUUGGUCAGGAUGCCCUGGGAGCCCUACUGGCUUCCACAGCCAGCAUCCCCUGCUUUCUGCACCCCUUGUCUGAGGGGGGUUGUCCGGUCCUGACCUUCUGAGACCCUGGUGGAAAUGUGGCUCUUUGCAACAUGUACGUUUCUCAUUGAUUUUCGGUUGACGCAUAUUUCUCCAUUUAAGUAGCCGUUAGGGGAUUGUAUUGGCAGUUUGACACCCGGCAAGCAAAAGUUUCA
Molecule: messenger RNA, 1397 nt
Organism: Octodon degus (degu)
Lineage: Eukaryota; Metazoa; Chordata; Mammalia; Rodentia; Octodontidae
Gene: Rap2b
Product: RAP2B, member of RAS oncogene family
Exons: 1
Coding region: 506-1057 (183 amino acids)
Biological process (GO): Rap protein signal transduction; negative regulation of cell migration
Cellular component (GO): plasma membrane
Molecular function (GO): GTP binding; GTPase activity; GDP binding
Source: RefSeq, a predicted model, not a curated record